This is a messenger RNA of Arabidopsis lyrata subsp. lyrata, 1485 nucleotides long. RefSeq lists its product as uncharacterized. The coding region runs from base 205 to 1428 and encodes 407 amino acids. The record is from RefSeq and is a predicted model, not a curated record. The transcript is spliced from 2 exons. Lineage: Eukaryota; Viridiplantae; Streptophyta; Magnoliopsida; Brassicales; Brassicaceae. Gene Ontology annotation, molecular function: nucleic acid binding; zinc ion binding.
CCUUAAGAAAUCAGAUUUAUACAAUUGAAGGUUUCUUGACAUGGUAUCAGAGCAAGUAACCUAACUACAACAAGGUUGUUUGCUCGAUUCUGUGAUCUAAAUUCCGCUACAAGAUCACUCUGAUUUUUAAUCUCAAAUCUCUUUAAUUUUUUGACCUAACUUUCAAUAUUCUCUCGGUUGAAAGCUUCUUCUUCUUCUUCUACGAUGGCUACAUCAUCCUCCACUUCGUCCUCCACGUCCUCUGCCUUGACUGAAGUGGUGGCUCAGCCUCGUGUUGAAACUCGGCGAACAAUAUCACCGUAUGACUUAACCUCCAAUGAUAAUCCCGGUACUUUAAUCUCAAAACCUUUGCUGCGUGGCCCAAAUUAUGACGAGUGGGCAAACAAUCUCCGGCUUGCACUCAAAGCUAGGAAGAAAUUUGGCUUCGUCGAUGGAUCUAUACCUCAGCCUCCGGAAGACGAUGCCGACUAUGAAGACUGGAUCGCAAAUAAUGCGCUUGUGAUCUCUUGGAUUCGUUUAACCAUUGAAGAAACUCUCUCCUCUUCCGUCUCUCAUAUUCACAAUUCUAGCGAGUUAUGGACACAUAUCCAGAAGAGGUUUGGUGUGAAAAAUGGGCAACGGGUCCAACGUUUAAAAACAGAAUUAGCAAAUUGUAGACAAAAGGGGCUAGCCAUUGAAACGUAUUAUGGAAAGCUCACGCAGCUUUGGGGUAGCUUGGCUGAUUAUCAAAGAGCCAAAACCAUGGAAGAAGUGAGGAAGGAGCGUGAGGAAGACAAGUUGCACCAAUUUCUCAUGGGACUUGACGAUGCUUUGUACGGUUCAGUGAAAUCAAAUUUGCUUUCUCGGGUGCCUCUGCCUAGUCUUGAGGAAGCAUACAAUGCAUUGUGUCUUGAUGAGGAAUCCAAAAAUCUGAGUCGUGACAAUGAUGUAAGGGAAGACGGCGUCAGCUUUGUAGUUCAAACAAAUGUGGCUCGAAAAUUUUUUGAAAACAGAGGCAGCUCUGUUUCGUGCACAAUAUGUGGUCGCACCGGUCACAUAGCUGAUAACUGCUUUCGGAAAAUAGGCUAUCCUGAGUGGUGGGGCGAGAACACAAAACAGAAUUCGAAUUUUCGAAAUAAAUCAGGAAAUCAAGCUGCCAAAGGAAAUUCAAAUUCUAGUGGUAUGAGUCAAGGAAGAACAACAACAUCUGUGGGAUCGAUGAUGGGCAAGGGUUCAACUUCUGCUCAAGCCAAUCAUGUUUCCACAGCUUUGCUAAACACUGCCAUCGCAACAAAGACUCCUUCUCUAACCUCUGCGGAUCGUGUUGGUAUAAUUGGUCUCAGCAAUGAAGAGUGGAAUUCUGUCGUCAACGCUCUUGCAAAACGUAACUCUCCGCCGGAUGAUACUCCCUCCGGAUCGCAUCACCAAGACCCUGAUUGGUGCGGGUGAACAACAGAAUGGACUUUAUUUUCUAAGAGGAGUGGAAGUUGCUGCAGCUGCUCAUUC